AUGUGGUUGUGGUCACUGUUCUGCGUGGCGUUGGUUUACUCGGCCGCGGCCGAAGAUUAUGCUAACAACUCGGCUGUGAAGACUUUCCAAAAGUACAUCCAGAUUAAUACCACCACCGGCAACGAUUUUACACCAGCCAUAAAUUUCUGGCAAAGGCUGGCGACGAAGCAGGGGCUGAAUACCAAUGUGUAUAGGUUCACGGCCGAGUACCCCGUCAUAGUGAUUAAGUGGCCUGGUUUAAACUCUACGUUGGGCAGCAUUAUGCUCAACUCACACAUGGAUGUAGUACCUGCUGACGAAAAUGAUGGUUGGACAAAUCCCCCAUUUUCGGGCUAUCUCGAUAGUGAGGGCGUAAUUUGGGGUCGUGGCACACAAGAUAUGAAAUCUGUUGGGAUACAGUAUUAUAUAGCGCUGAAGAGAUUGAAAGCAAAAAAUAUUACAUUGCUGAGAGACGUUUACAUGACACUUAUGCCAGACGAAGAGACGGGUGGGAAGCAUGGCAUGAUUCCGUUCUUGGCGAGUGAAGAGUUCAAAUCAAUGAACGUUGCUGUGGAAAUGGACGAGGGAUCUUCGUACAACUUGCCUUUUAGUCCUGUUUUCUACCAGGAUAAGGCUGUGUGGCAAAUCCGCGUGGAUUGUCAUGGCUCUGCCGCGCAUGGCUCUACAUUGCCGGCCUUAAACACCACAGCUAUUGGGAAAUGUUAUAAUGUAAUGACUAAAUUGCUGGCGUUACGAGAGGAAGAAUACCAGGUGUCGCUAAAAUCUGGUAUCACCAAUGCUGGGAGCUUCACGUCCGUCAAUCUUAACAUAAUAAGCGGUGGUACUGCCAACAAUGUAAUUCCUCAACUUAUUUCUCUUAUCUUCGAUAUCAGACUGGCAACCGAUGUCAACGAAGUACAGUUUGACGCUCAGCUAAGGGAGUCGAUACAGCAAGCAGGUGACAAUAUAACAUUGACCUAUCUACAAAAAGACCCACAGUCACCGGCCACUGUAGUUACCGCUGACAAUCCUUUCUGGACUGCUAUCACUGAAGCCACUACUGCCAAGAAUUUAACCGUGGCACCUAUCGUACCUCCGGGCUCGACUGACGCUCGCUUCACCCGCUUAUCUGGCAUUCCAGCUUUCGGUUUCUCUCCUAUGCCCAACACGGAGCUACUUCUUCAUGCCGUCGAUGAAAGACUUAGUGCCAAAACCUUCCUCGCAGGAAUUGACAUUUACGAACAAAUUAUAUACAACCUCGCUAACUUGCCUGGCGACAAAACUUCUGCAGAUCCAAGCGUUUAUUUAAAAAAUACCACGCAAUGACAAUUUCUGUUAUUAAAGCGAUUUUUUCUAUAAUUCAUUGUUUAUUCUAAAGAUAUUAAUAAAUUAUAGCAAGGUUAGGUAAUGAGUUGUGUGAAACAUCUUGAGGAUGCCUUAGAGUGUAAACGAAAAGUCAGGCAUGUCGCUCAUACUGUCAGGAGCAAAUCAACAUUUUCUAGAUUCCUAACGGUAGCUACGUUGACGUACUGAAAGUAAGGAAUUCAUUACAGAACUAAUAGCUUAACAAUAUUGUAUUAAUUGUUUUUAAAAAAAAUUAUAUCUAGCACCCGAAAGAAUUUGUAAUACUUUACAUACAUUUGUAUAAUUUCACGGCGUCAUUUUCAAACUAUAAAAAAAGGCUGUAAUUCCUUUUUUCAUUAAAUCGGCUAGCCAAGAUUCCUUACAGGAUAUGAAUCCUUCAUACUAGAUAAUUUUAACAGCUUUUGUUCUUAAUAAUUAUGAAAUCUGCAAACCCAAUUAACAACUUGCCUACCACUAUAAUGAAACGAGUUACUAUUCCUAAGAAUAUUUUAUUAUAGCCAAACAACUGUUAGAAGAAUCUUGUGCAUAGUAAUGACAAGUAUAUGUAUAUAAAUUGUAUAUCAACAUCGAAGUAAACUUGUUUGAAUACUGUCAUAAAAGUGGAAGUAAAUUAAUUUGCUACUCCGCGAAGCUAUAAAGGUUAAAUCGUGCAAAAUAGCUGCGCUUGUGUUAAUAUUUUUUCACGCAGUUAAUCUUGUGAUCGCGAAGUAGGAAAUAACAUGAACUUCCGCAAAGUAUCCAUUAAUUAAACACUGUCAUAUAUUAUUGCAUUUGAUUUUUGCAUUCUUUGUUUAUCAAUACACCCAACUACAACCAGGUUUGAAGAGUUUU
Molecule: messenger RNA, 2175 nt
Organism: Hyposmocoma kahamanoa
Lineage: Eukaryota; Metazoa; Arthropoda; Insecta; Lepidoptera; Cosmopterigidae
Product: aminoacylase-1-like
Exons: 9
Coding region: 1-1305 (434 amino acids)
Biological process (GO): amino acid metabolic process
Cellular component (GO): cytoplasm
Molecular function (GO): aminoacylase activity
Source: RefSeq, a predicted model, not a curated record